UGCUCAUUACAUAAAGAAACAGUUCCUCGGUGUUAGCUCUUGGUUAGUUCUCUUUUGCUGUGCUAUCCUCUGAAAAUCAAAGUAAGAUACAGUUUUCUUUGCGACAAAUUGAAAAAGUGCAUCUUUUGUAUUUGUAGAUAUAAUAAUUCAUAAAUUUAAGUUGUUGUGCAUUUAAAAUAAGUGAAUAAAUUGUACUUUGAAUAUGCAAUAUAAUGAAAGUAAACACACGAAGACUAGCCAGGGUGUGCUGUUUGCGAUGUAGCGAAAAUUCUAUGCGAACGCGCCAUUUUGUAUUUGGUUUCUUCAUUUUCCACACAUUCUGAAACGUGUAAAGUAGGGGAAAUUUUCAACAAAUUUAUAAGCUUUGUUGAUUUGUAAUAAUGUUAGAAAGUGAUUAUUGAAGUUUAUGCAAUAGUCGCAUAAUGUUAAAGACCAUGUAAAGGAAAGCGGGUAUAUCGAAUUACGAAUAUCAAAACAAACAUUGCGCGUUAAUACGGUGGUGGAAGCAGCAUGCGUAUACGCUACUGAAGGAAAAUCUAAAUCUAGAAAAUCCCGUUGAACAGACAAGAAAACAUUUUUAAAUACUUGAAUAUUUUUAGUGCAUAAAGAAAAAAAAUAAACAGUUAUAGACGACUACAUCGAUUUUUGCCGGCGACGUCGGUCAAAUAAGCUUUGAUCAUGUCGGUGCAACAAUUUUGUUUGCGCUGGAAUAACCAUCAACCGAAUUUUAUUUCGGUAUGUUCCUCUUUGCUACAUAAUGGAACAUUAGUGGACGUUACCUUAGCAGCAGAAGGUCGACAACUUCAAGCUCAUAAAAUUGUCCUCUCUGCUUGCAGCUCAUACUUUCAAACAUUAUUUACAUCGAAUCCCUGUCAACAUCCAAUUGUAAUACUUAAAGAUGUCCAAUAUGAUGACCUUAAGACUAUGGUUGAUUUUAUGUACUAUGGGGAAGUGAAUGUAUCACAAGAGCAGUUACCACACAUUCUAAAAACGGCUGAGAUGCUUAAAAUCAAAGGACUUGCUGAAAUGCCCACCGAUCCUGCCAAUUUAACUAAAUCUGAAAGUAAAUCAUCGAAUGAACCCACCGAUUUAGUGGGUAGCGGUAGUACUGGCAGUAACGGCCAAAGUAGCAGUGGGGUUACUAGCGGUGGCAUGGGUAGUAGUGCUGGUGGUAGCAUAAAUGAGACUCUCUGGGAGCCCCAGCAUCACCAUGGCCAACACGGUGAAACCCAGUUUCAAUCUCAUCCCCAUCAACAACAACAAAAUAGCCAAACGCAAACAUCACAACAGCAACAACAACAUCAUCAAUUAAGACGUACUCCUUCACCAUUAGGUGCGGGAGCUUCACCGGCAACUAGACGAAAACGACUUCGGAAAUCUUCAAAUAACGGAUCUGGCGAUCGCACUAAUUCGGACGACCAACAUAAUACUUCUUUGGACAGUGGAAAUAAUACUGGUGGCAUAAGUCUUACACAGAUGAGUCAAAUGUCGUUUGGAACCACAGGUGGUACAAUCAGUGGCAUACCAACACACACAUUACACGCAACAAAAUUGUUAAAAGAAUCGUCUAGCACCGAGGUUGAACCACAUCCACAGGAUGAUAGCUUGGACGAUGGUCAUGGACAUGUACACAUGCAAAUUAAACCUGAAGUUGACAUGAGCAGCGUUCAGCAAUCAAUGCCAUUGGACAUUUCUGCUGCUACAACUCCUUCGGAACAUGAUGCACCAAAUUCUCAAUCAUCUCAUUCUGAUUUAUCCCAGCCGUUAAACGCUAAUGUGUCCACAAUUGUCGGUCAGCCGGAAUGUUCGCCACGCGCUGUCAAUAUGGCCAUGUCGGCGUCACCUACCAGCCUACUCUCUCAACAACAACAGCAACAACAUUCGCCAGCACAGUUGCAACAUCAACAUUCGCAACCACAACAACAGCAAAUGGGCACGAAACGCAAUCGUAUAUUGACACGUCAGCCGCGCGUUAAACGCGAUAGUGAUAGUCUUUCAAAUGCUCAGGCUUCACCCGAACCCAAUCAGGGAUCUUGUGUCGAUUUCGAUCCAUUUAGCAAUUCGCCCGGUGGUAGUUCACAUUCAAACUACAUUGCAGCACAUGCACUGCAAUUGCAUACACAUCCCAGUCACCAUCACCUGUUAACAGUGCCGCCGCGUAUUGAGCGUCACUCAUCUGAACCGGCACCCAGUUUGACACCAUCCUCACCACAUUUGCUCUCCGUACCGCAGAGUACACCUUUCCUGAUGAAACAGCAUUCGGAUCCAUUACUGCCCACUCAACAUUCACUUAGUGGCGCUGGCGCAUUAAUUGUCGGUGGUGGUGGUGUUGGUGUUGGUGUUGGAGGCACAAAUCCUUUCGCACCGCUACAUCGUCAGUAUUCACAUCCACUUUCGUGUACAACAACCAGUAGCGCUAACAGCAGUGCCGGUACUAGUCAUAUCACCAGCGUUCCAUUACAUCAUUCACACCACAUAUCACUACCUGAAUCAAUGUACACGUCCGGCGGUUCACCACCACCUGUUGGUUCGUCGCAAUAUGUCGUGCCGCAACAAAUUGUGUCCAGCGGUAGUAGUGGAACGUCGAAUGAGUUAAGCAGCGGUGCUUCAUCAGCUAGUCCGUCAAAAGUGCUCAGCAUACCACACUUCACCACUACUUAUAUUGAUGACAGCGACUCGCGUGGUCGCAACAAUUCACCAACUACACCCUCAUCCAUUGCCGGCGUUCAUACUAAUACGUCAAGUAUUAGUUCAGCACCCUUGGAGCGUGUUCGUUCAACGGAAUCGAAUACACCACCACCAACAGCAACAACAACAGGCAAGAUUCGUAGUUCGAAAUCGACAUCUAGUGUUAUGUUAUCGGAACGAAUGAGCAGUUUGCAUCCUGGAACCGCAGCCAUGGGUAGCAGUUCAUUUGAACACUUACCUUCGUUGCGUGUCAAGAGCGAGGAAUUACAAAGAUCAGUGUCUUCUCCACAAACCUCUCGGGAGAUCAUCACUUUGGAGAAUCCUCGUUCUAGUCAUUGUCCCGUUAUACGGCCCGGGCCGGCACUGGGCUGUAAUUUUUGUUGGAACACUAUAGAUGGGCAUGGUAGAAUUUUGCGGCGCAAAACCAAAUACCACUGUCCCGAAUGCCAAACGAAUUUAUGCAUUGUACCAUGUUUUCAGGAGUAUCACGAACGGCAAAACAGUGAAGCGGCAAACACUUCAACCGGCAAUGAUGGCAAUAGUAAAUCUUACUCAGGUACCACUGGCAGGAGUGGAAAUAGCGGCAGUGGUGGCAAUAGCACACGGCUUUAUUCCAAAACCGAAUCCAUUUGAAAGCGUUAAGUGUGCUGCAGAUAUUUUGAAAACUAUUUAUUGUUGAACCAGCAGCAGUGGCUGCAGGAGAUCAAAAAAAAAAUUGUUGUUUGUAAGGUGGGCCAAGUUAACCUUUGACUUUGGUUCAAGGGUGUUCAUCUUUUAAGUCCCACCUUUAAUUGAAAAAAAAAAAUAAUAUUAAUCAUAAUAUCUUGGCUCCACUAGUGCAAAUUGAAUUUGCAUGGAGUGCAAGAUAUCAAUAUUUGUAUUCGAAAAACGAAAGAAAAAAUGCUGCAAAUGCAAAUAACUAAAGAGGUUAUGUACUUGAAGCCAGAUUUGUAUCAGCGUGUCAUUUUGAAGACUAGUUGCUGUGCAACAAAGUCCAUUUUAAUGCACCAGCGUAUGUUGCAUGAUGAAUUUUGUCAGUGCAAAUGGUAGUACAAUACUGUACAAUGGCGUACAUUUUUUUUGUGAAUCUUUUUGGUAUAUAUAUGUAUGUAUUUAAUGAGCGUGAGCUUAGUGCUGCAUACAUUGUUUACGCACCAAGCAUUGGUACAAAAGAAAUAUUUAUAUAUAUUUUUCACAUAUUUUAUCUUUAAAAUGAACAACUCACUUUUUGAAUGUAAGCUGUUUUAAUGCAAAAGAAAAACUAAAACAUAUAAACAAACAUAGGUAGUCAAAUGCAUACUAAAAAACGGGUUUUGUUAAUUGCUGCCUCACACAAUUCCGAGGGCACGCGCAGUGGAAAAAUGCUGUAUUUAGAAAUUUUUAGGAAACCAUCUAUGGGGCCUGAAUUAAAAACCGCGUGCCAUAUUGUCAUUUAUUGCGUAAGAGUGAUGAUUUGGCUAGGCAAUUAUUUAUUUUAAGCUUUAUAAUUUACUUAUAUAUACAUUUAUACAUACAUAUGUUGGUAUGUAAUCACAUCCUUGGUUUAAUCGUUGCUCAGUGUUUUUUUUUUUGAAAUCUUUUCUUUAACAUACGAUUUUCAGCAAAAAGCAUUGUUACUGUGUGAUGCAAAAACAAAAAAAAAAUUGAUUUCUAUUGUUAUUGCUAUGCAUUAAAAAAGCAAAAGCAAUAUUUAUUUGCAUACACCUAAUUCUGUUUUUACGCUGUAGUUUGGUUUCAGAAAAACCCGUGUAAAAAAGGAUUUUGUUCCCUUAAAAUUGUGCUUUUUACAAUUGCUCUGUCCAGUAAACUAGCUUGUAUCCCCAAAAAAGGAAUGUCGCUAAAUUUGUGAUAUAAUAAUAUUUUGCAAAAAUAAUAUCUGACAAAUAAAAUUUAAGUCCAAAAAAUUUUUAAUCUGCUUAAUUGUAUAAAAUCGUAAAAAACUAAAAAAAAAUUAUUUUGGUCCAUUUUUUUUUUUUAAUUUUUUUUAAGUUUAUUUUUUAUUAUUUUUUUUUUAUUUAUAAAAAUUGUUUCUUUUUUUUAAUUUUAACAGUUUGCAAAUUUUUAUUAUUGCAUGUUAAAGUCUAAAUUUGUAUAUCCAUAAAACAAAACAGUAUAAUCUGCGCUAUUGCCGUAUGCUACUUUCAGGUUAAAAGCAACACUUAUAAUCCGGUCAAAAUAGACAUUCAAGGUAACUUCACUCUUAUUUUCUCUCGAAUUUAGUUUACUUAAAAUGCUUCUUAAGCAAUUGACCCAGCGAUCGUGCUUUAACGAAAUUUUACUUAGAUAAUUUAAUUUUCCUAAGUUUAGUAAAACAUUUAUUUUAUUUGUUUUAAUUUGUUUUUAACACAAAAAGAUCUAAUAAACCAGGGUAGAUAAAAUUUCAAAAUAAAAGAAUUAUAGUACGAUGAAACUCAUUGCAAAAGUAAGAUAAAAUAACAAAAAUGAAAGCAAAAAUAAUUUACAGGCGAUCUAUAGUCGGUUGCCUUUUGAAGGGUUAAAAACGGUUUAUCUCGAUUUCCGUCAAAAAUCAGAAAGUUCUAUGUAAAAAAAAAAAUAUGGCAAAUUCGUAGGUAAUAAAAAGAUCUACAACUUUUGUUUUCGACACGUUUUUCAAAUAACCUCUAAAUUCACAUAUAUGAAAAUUUAAAUAACCCACUUUUUGCUUCUUAUUUUAAUCUUUUACGAAAAUUUAUUUCCUUCACGAAAUUUGGGGUAAACUAAAAUUUUUAUUUCCCAACCAUGCUGUAAUUUAUUUGUUUUCAAAUAUUUAUUUUUUCUACCUUAUUUUAGUUAUUUAUCUGAAAAAACUACAAAUUUUCAAAUUUAAAUUCUCACGUAAAAAUAUCUGCUCUUAAAAGGCUUUCUUUUUUGAUAGUAAAACACUGGCCUAUAAUUCAAGCUUUCAAAUUGAACGUAAACAAAAAAUUUUAGGUAGAAUUGUCGACAAGUACCUUGAAACUAGUAUUUGGCAUAAGCGUUUGUGAAGGCAUUUGUCGAUCUCUUGUUUCUAUCUUUUGAUAGCAGUUCUAUUGGUAAUAAAGUCUUUACUACAGUGACCAACAACGGUUGAUAUAUAUUUAAUAAAAAACAAAAAAUAAAUAAAUAAACAAAUAAACAUAUUCGACCUUGCAAAGUUUACUACCAAAAACAAUUGUACAAGUAAACAGCUAAAUAAUUGCUAGCAAAGCCCUAGUUCUUACAGAAAAAAAUUAUGUUUGUAUAUCAAUAUUGAAUAGUGGGCACCAGGCAAAUGUGGUUUCAUUUAAAUUAUAAAAACUAGCAUUACGCAUAAACUUGCAUGGGCAUUCAUAUGAAAUAAUUGGAAUGUACACGUAUGUACAUACAUAUGUAUGUAUGUGUACGAAAUUGUUUAAUAAACAUUAUUGUUAAGUAAAAUACCUCAUUUUAGAUUUCAUUUAUCAUAUUUAGUUUUGUGUACAUAUGUAGGUAUAUACAUGUGUAUAUAUGUAUGUAUGUACAUGUGAAAUUUCAGACGUCUAAUAGAAAACUGAUAAGCAUGACCAAUUAAAUUUAGUUGCAAUGUUAAUUUUCGCAACUAAUUUCGCGAUUAAAUGUUCAGAAAUGUACAACAACAAUUGACACUUAAUUUUAUUAAAAAAAAAAUUAUAUAUGUAUACAUUAUAAUUAUGUAAGUUUGUCUCGCUGUUAAGACAGAUUUCAGUUUUACUAAUCAAGUCAAACGAGUAUGUAGUCGAAAACUCGGAAACAUAAACCAAAUUUAUACAAUUAUUUUACAGUCAUAUAAUUUAUUAAGCAACAACAAAGUUUAAGUUAUAUUUAUAUAAAAUAUGUUUGCUGAAAUUCGUUAAUAUUAUAUUACACAAAUUCUAUAUUAUAUUUAGUUUUAAAAAUUUGAAAGAAUUAACGAAGGAACACAUUUUAUGUGAGCAACCAUCAUAACAUAACACAUACAUAUAAAUGUAUGUAUGUAUUUAUGUUUGUAAUACGAUUGAAGGCAAAUGCCGGCGAGCAUGUACGUAUGUAGUUAUAUUUGAAAGAUUUUUUUUAUUUGGUCAGCUACUUUAAUCUUAAAGUACCUGAUUAUAACUUUUAAAAACCAUUUGUAACACUACUAAAGAACAAUAUAUGACAACUGUUGUCAAAUAAAAACAAAUAAUUUA
Molecule: messenger RNA, 6830 nt
Organism: Bactrocera oleae (olive fruit fly)
Lineage: Eukaryota; Metazoa; Arthropoda; Insecta; Diptera; Tephritidae
Source: RefSeq, a predicted model, not a curated record